This is a messenger RNA of Harmonia axyridis, 908 nucleotides long. Its product is annotated as endocuticle structural glycoprotein SgAbd-8-like. The transcript has 3 exons. Bases 83 to 763 code for a protein of 226 amino acids. The record is from RefSeq and is a predicted model, not a curated record. NCBI's taxonomy places the organism in Eukaryota, Metazoa, Arthropoda, Insecta, Coleoptera, Coccinellidae. Gene Ontology annotation, molecular function: structural constituent of chitin-based larval cuticle. Gene Ontology annotation, cellular component: chitin-based extracellular matrix.
CUUUCUUCUCACUGUAUAAAAGGAGAAAAAUUUUCUUCAGUCUGUCAUACUGAGUUCGAGCUUUGUACAAAUAACGUCUAGAAUGGAUUUGUCUAAAUUUUAUAUCUGUGUUUGUCUGAUUGUGGCAAUUGAAGCUAUAUCCAUACCUCAGUAUGCAUACAGAGAAGUAGAAGACCCAGCAGCAGCACACAAAAAGGCACCAAUUCCUAUUUUGAAACAGAGCUUCGAAAAGAGCAAAGAGGGCUAUCAAUUCAGCUACGAAACUGCCAAUGGAAUCCACGCAGAAGAAUCAGGUUAUAUAAAAAAUAAGGGAGAUGAAAAACACGAAGUGGUAGUACAACAAGGAACCAUAACCUACCAUGAUGAGCACGGUAAACCAAUUUCUCUGACCUACAUCGCCGAUGAGAAAGGCUUCCGUCCACAAGGAGCUCAUCUACCAACUCCUCCACCAAUUCCAGAAGCCAUAUUGAAGUCAUUAGAACAGAAUGCCCAUGAAGAACAGCAAGAACAGCAUCUGCAACAGGUUCAUCAUUCAAUUGCCCAAAAAGAACCUCAAUCGCAGGAAGAAUAUCAAUAUCAGCAACCAGAGCAACAAGCCGUUGAAUAUGAACAACCACAACAAGAAUUGAUUCAGAAGGAAUAUCAGAAACAAAUUCAGGAACAGAUCCAUAAACAACUGAGAGAACAACAGUACCAGCAGCCACAGUAUCAGCAGCCCCAUCAGGAAUAUCAAGUUCAACAAUAUCACCAAGCUGGAUACUAAAUAUGCUUUUUUCAAUUUUCGUAAGAGAUAUGACGUAACUGAUAUUUUAUGUAUAUAUUUUGCGUUAUUGUUGUAAUCAGUAUUUUAAUCCAUAAGUGUUAUUAUGUUCAUGUUUACCGACUGAUGAAUAAAUUAUAUUUUUAUA